Porites lobata is the source of this 939-nucleotide messenger RNA. The record is from the annotation of a GenBank genome assembly. Lineage: Eukaryota; Metazoa; Cnidaria; Anthozoa; Scleractinia; Poritidae.
AUGAAAAUCCAGAUAUGCAACAAAAGACUAGAAGAACUUAUAAAAUUAGCCGAAUUUCACGGAGCAUUCAUGGUUUCACUAUGUGCUCUCAAUUUCUUAUUUUGUAUCGUGGCGAUUUUUGGAAAUGUACUUGUUAUUACUGCUUUGUGGAAAGCUUCCUCGGUACCUGAGAGUUUAAAAAGAUUGUUUUUAAGUCUUGCUGUAUCGGAUCUUGCCGUGGGACUGUCUGUUCAACCAAUGCAUGGCGCGAUCAUUGCUGUGAUACUAAACAACGUGGAAAGCCGAAGCUACAACUUUCAGGCUUCCCUUUGUCCGACGAUAGUCACCAUCUAUUUAUCAUUCGCCUAUUUAUUCUCAGUAGCAUCGUUUUUAUCCAUUGUUUUUGCUACUGUGGACCGUCUUCUCGCGUUAUCCUUUCAUCUGAGAUAUCAUGAAUUUGUAACAUGCAAACGCGUCGAGGCUGUCAUUGGAAUUAUGUGGUUAACAAGUUUCCUAGUCACACUGGUCUAUAUUGCGCUUCCGAAUUACAACGAUAUAGUGGCCGUUGUGCUUGAACUGCUGGGGAUUUCGGUAACGACUGCAGCUUAUUUUAAGAUCUACAGAAUAGCACGAUAUCAUCAAAAUAAAAUACAUUGCCAAAGACAAGUUGCGAUUGAUGUGGAGACGCUAAACACUGCUCGAGUUAAGCGAUCAGCGUAUAACGCAUUUUUCGUGUAUGCAGUAUUUCUUGUUUGCUAUUUACCAAAUGUGUUUUGCGGGAUUUUAUUGAAUGUUUUUACGUCUAGUAUAGCAUUUAUUAUCGCUUUUUACAUCACGAUAUUUUUAAUCUAUCUCAAUUCUUCCGUAAACAUUCUCGUUUAUUGCUGGAGAUUUCGAGAAAUCCGUCUUAUUGUGAAAACAACUUUCUGCAAGAUGAUUUGUCAGUUAAGUGAACAGGAA